This is a messenger RNA of Sus scrofa (pig), 8634 nucleotides long. NCBI's taxonomy places the organism in Eukaryota, Metazoa, Chordata, Mammalia, Artiodactyla, Suidae. The record is from RefSeq and is a predicted model, not a curated record.
GGUUCCUAGUAGGAUUUGUUAACCACUGCGCCAUGAUGGGAACUCCACCUUCCCCUUUCUUUACCAUUGUUAGAGACUGAAUUUUGGGUGCAGCAGUUAUCCUAAAAUAUUUGACCUCCGUGAUUACAAAAUUAUUAUUUCUGUUUUCCAGUGAAGAAUAGUAGCAAAAGUAGCAAUAUUUGCUUUGUGCUUGAUACAAGGAAAAGAUUAUAGGGUUUCCUGUAAAAAUGGAAAAAAUUUUCCCCAAGUUUGUUCAACUCGUUGCCAGAGCUAACUGGCUAAAGUACAGAGGGGGAAUAAAUUUCUCUAACGUCAGCUGGGUUCUGCAUGCGUUUCUGCUCUUCAGGUGUUCGGGCACUAUAAUAGGUUCUCGGUGUUUAAGAGAAGAAGAAGUAUCAAGUAAAUAAUUAAAAAUUCAUUGUGAUUUACAGAGUAAUGGAAGUAUGCUUAAGGUGAAGAAAUUCUGAGGAGCAGAGUUAUCCUUUCUAGAGAAAUAUGAAACGCAAUGGGAGCAGAAAUUGUUUGAAUAGGAGAAGUCGGUUUGGGUCUCGAGAGAGAGACUGGCUGAGAGAAGACGUGAAGAGAGGCUGUGUUUACCUAUAUGGAGCAGAUACAACCACUGCCACGCCAACCAGCACCUCUGCCUCUGCCUCCUCGUCUGACUUACAUCUUGUCCUUUGCACAGUAGAGACACCAGCAUCAGAAAUUUGUGCUGGAGAAGGAAAGGAAAGUCUUUAUUUACAGCUCCAUGGAGACCUGGUCAGGAGGCUGGAACCCACUGAACGACCUCUUCAGAUUGUUUAUGAUUACUUAUCCAGGCUGGGGUUUGAUGACCCCUUGCGCAUACAGGAGGAGGCGGCAAAUCCUGACCUCGGCUGUAUGCUUCGAUUCUACGGUGAAAAACCAUGCCAGAUGGAUCAUCUGGAUCGAAUCCUCCUGUCUGGCAUCUAUAACGUACGCAAGGGAAAGACCCAGCUGCAUAAGUGGGCUGAGCGCCUGGUCGUUCUCUGUGGCACCUGCCUCAUCGUUUCCUCCGUGAAGGACUGUCAGACUGGAAAGAUGCACAUUUUGCCUCUGGUUGGGGGCAAGGUAGAAGAAGUGAAGCGACGUCAGUUCUCCCUUGCAUUCAGCUCAGCUGGAGCCCAAGCUCAGACCUAUCACGUCAGCUUUGAGACGCUGGCUGAGUACCAGAGAUGGCAGCGGCAGGCAUCCAAGGUGGUGUCCCAGCGCAUCAGUACAGUCGACCUCUCGUGUCACAGCCUUGAGGAGGUUCCCGAGCAUCUCUUCUACAGUCAAGAUAUCACCUACCUCAACUUGCGACACAACUUCAUGCAAUUAGAAAGACCAGGAGGCCUUGACACUUUCUACAAAUUUUCUCAGUUGAAGGGCCUGAACUUGUCCCAUAAUAAGCUUGGGUUAUUUCCCGUGUUGUUAUGUGAGAUUUCCACCCUGACCGAGCUCAACCUUUCCUGUAACGGAUUCCACGACCUGCCGAGUCAGAUUGGCAAUCUGCUAAAUCUUCAAACCCUCUGUCUUGAUGGCAACUUUCUGACUACUUUACCUGAAGAACUGGGAAAUCUGCAACAGCUUUCUUCCCUGGGAAUUUCCUUCAACAACUUUAGUCAAAUUCCUGAGGUGUAUGAGAAACUUACCAUGUUAGAUAAAGUGGUGAUGGCAGGAAAUCGACUGGAAGUCCUAGACCUGGGGCUGCUGAACCGGAUGAGCCACAUCAAACAUGUGGAUUUCAGGAUGAACCACCUGAAAACCAUGGUUAUUGAGAACCUGGAGGGAAAUAAGUACAUCACCCACAUGGAUUUGCGGGACAAUCAGCUGACCGACUUAGAUCUCAGCUCCUUGUGCAACUUGGAGCAGCUGCAUUGUGAGCGGAACCAGCUGAGGGAGCUGACGCUCAGUGGCUUCUCCCUUCGAACGCUCUACGCCAGUUCCAACAGGCUGACAGCAGUGAAUGUCUAUCCAGUGCCCAGUCUGCUCACUUCUCUAGAACUCUCCCGAAACCUGCUAGAGUGUGUCCCUGACUGGGCCUGUGAAGCGAAGAAGUUAGAAAUAUUAGAUGUGAGCCAUAACCUUCUGACCGAGGUUCCUAUGAGGAUCCUUAGUAGCUUGAGUCUUAGGAAACUAAUGUUGGGCCACAAUCACGUGCAGAACCUCCCAGCACUGGUGGAGCACAUCCCUCUCGAGGUGUUGGAUAUUCAGCAUAACUUGUUCACCAGGCUGCCGGAGACCCUCUUCUCGAAGGCCUUAAACCUCAGAUACUUGAACGCAUCUGCAAAUAGUCUGGAGUCCUUGCCACCGGCCUGCGCCGGGGAGGAGAGUCUGAGCGCACUGCAGCUGCUCUACCUGACCAACAACCUCCUGACAGACCAGUGUGUGCCCGUCCUGGUGGGGCACCCCCACCUGCGAAUCUUGCAUCUUGCAAACAACCAGCUACAGACCUUUCCCGCAAGCAAACUAAAUAAAUUGGAGCAGUUGGAGGAACUGAACUUAAGUGGCAACAAGCUUAAAACCAUCCCCACGACCAUCGCCAACUGCAGAAGGCUGCACACGCUGGUGGCGCAUUCCAACAACAUCAGCAUCUUCCCGGAGAUUCUGCAGUUGCCUCAGAUCCAGUUUGUAGACCUAAGUUGCAACGACUUGACUGAAAUCCUGAUUCCAGAGGCCCUGCCGGCUACGUUACAAGACCUGGACCUGACUGGAAAUACAAACCUGGUUCUGGAACACAAGACGCUGGACACAUUUAGCCACAUCACAACCUUGAAAAUUGAUCAGAAACCUUUGCCCACCACUGAUUCCACAGUUACAUCCACCUUCUGGAGCCACGGACUGGCUGAGAUGGCGGGGCAGAGAAAUAAGCUGUGUGUGUCUGCUCUGGCUGUGGACACCUUUGCAGAGGGGGUGGGAGCUGUGUAUGGCAUGUUUGACGGGGAUCGAAACGAGGAGCUCCCGCGCCUCCUCCAGUGCACCAUGGCGGAUGUGCUUCUGGAAGAGGUGCAGCAGUCAACAAACGACACCGUUUUCAUGGCGCACACCUUCUUGGUUUCUCACAGGAAGUUAGGCAUGGCUGGCCAGAAGCUGGGCUCUUCUGCUCUCCUCUGUUACAUCCGCCCUGACACUGCCGAUCCAACAAGUAGCUUUAGCUUGACUGUGGCCAACGUUGGCACGUGCCAAGCAGUGCUGUGUCGAAGUGGGAAACCAGUGCCCCUCUCUAAAGUCUUCAGCCUGGAACAGGAUCCGGAGGAGGCUCAGAGGGUAAAGGACCAAAAAGCCAUCAUAACAGAGGACAACAAAGUGAACGGGGUCACCUGCUGUACCCGGAUGCUGGGCUGCACGUACCUCUACCCCUGGAUCCUCCCCAAGCCUCACAUAGCUUCCACUCCGCUUACCAUCCAAGACGAGUUGCUGAUUCUGGGAAACAGAGCCCUGUGGGAACACUUGUCCUAUGCAGAAGCUGUCAACGCAGUACGCCACGUCCAGGACCCAUUAGCCGCUGCCAAGAAGCUGUGCACCUUAGCCCAGAGCUAUGGCUGUCAGGACAACGUGGGGGCGAUGGUGGUCUAUUUGAACAUUGCUGAGGAAGGCUGCACUUGCGAAAUGAAUGGACUCACCCUCCCGGGGCCUGUGGGAUUCCCUUCCACCGCCCUCAUCAAGGACCCGCCCAAGCCAACCACGCCUUCCUCCAGUAGCGGAAUCGCUUCCGAGUUCAGCAGCGAGAUGUCCACCUCGGAGGUGAGCAGCGAGGUGGGGUCCACUGCUUCCGACGAGCAUAACACCGCUGGCCUGGAGGCCGGCUUGCUCCCCAGGCCAGAGAGGCGCUGCAGCCUGCACCCCGCGCCCGCCACAGGGGUUUUUCAGCGCCAGCCCUCUUGUGCCACCUUCUCGAGUAACCAGUCCGACAACGGCCUGGACAGUGACGACGACCAGCCCGUUGAAGGGGUCAUCAGCAAUGGCAGCAGAGUGGAAGUAGAAGUCGACGUCCACUGCUGCAGGGGGAGGGAUCUCGAGAGCUCGCCCACCCUUCCCCAGCGGGCGCCCACCCCCUGUCACGAGGAGCGUGCCAGGGGAUUGGUUUUGGGGAUCCGAAGACAGAACAGUGUGAAUAGCGGCAUCCUGCUGCCGGGGAGCAAGGACAAGGCAGAGUUACAGAAGUCCCCCUCCACGUCCUGUCUCUACGGAAAAAAACUCUCAAACGGCUCUGUCGUGCCCCUGGAAGACAGCCUGAACCUCAUCGAAGUGGCCACAGAAGCCCCCAAGAAGAAGACCGGCUAUUUUGCCGCCCCCACGCAGCUGGAGCCGGAGGACCAGUUUGUGGUCCCUCGCGACCUGGAAGAAGAAGUGAAAGAGCAAAUGAAACACCACCAGGAGAGCAGGCCCAAGCCCGAGCCUAGCGAUGAGGAUCGGACCGAGCUCCCGGAGGAGUUUGACACGGCGCUGUAGGCCUCCGCGGGCGCCGAGGCGCGGGCCGGGCGGAGGCCUGGGCCGGGAGACCCCGCCAGCGGCCUUGGACCUCCGCAUUUCCGGACCACAGAUGGCUUGGGGGGGUAGAUCUUGGAGCCAAAAAUGGUGAGCGCUGCCAGGGUCUCGCUCUGGAUAAGCUAGUAAACACCGUCAGUGUUAAGCUUCGCAUCGAACCUGCAUCGGAAUUCCCAGAGUCCCGGGGCGGCGAGCGGACGUCGCUCUGCCGCCCUCCGACCACCUGCCACUAACCCUUUCUCUCCUAGGAUCAUUUCGAGAACUUGCCUGCCUGGGCAGGAAAGGGACUCUUUCUGUGGAGGAAAGAACUGCAGGUAGAUUCCCUUUACUGAUUGCUGCUGCGGGAUCUCUGUGACAGAGGAGCCACCUUCUGUCUCAGCCUGACUGACGGGAUGUGAUGUGACCAGUCACAUGGCUUUUCCUUCUUCUCUACGAGAAUACAGCCUAUCGAAAUGGUGUUUAUUGGAAAUGUAGAACCAAUCAAACAGAUAAUAUAUGUACGUAAUGUAAUGAGAGCACUUUUCAUUGACUGUGAACUUUUUAUUUUCAAAUCUGCACUCGAGCCAAACUUCUUAGAGGCAGCCCAGCCCCUUUGUCUGCAGGCAGAAGGAUCGUCGGAUGUCGGAGCUGAGGAAGAAGGAAGUAGGAAGGGCCCUGGGAAACUGACUUCCCUGGGGGACGUCAGACGGAGAGAGUUCCUGAGACACCGAGGGGAGGAGGACCUUCUUUUGGGGGAUGAAGACCGGGAAGGAGUGAGGACUGAGGCGACCUCCCCGCAAAUCACAGAGAGAGUCACUGACACCUGCUAGGAAGCUCCCAGGGGGUCACAGGAGAGGCGUUUGGGACUUGGCCUCUUUCCAUGGCGUGGGAUGGAGCCGGCAGUCUGCCUCCUGGUACGUAGGGCCGAGGCCGAUGCUGCUCGCAUCCAGGAAACCUUGAUCUAUGGCAGAUGACGCUGAACAGAUGAGGCUGAAUGAGAAUAGAUGGACGGAUGGAGCUUACAGGUUAGACAAGUUCCUUCUCUAGAGCAGAGGGAUGGUUUUCUCAAAGGUCGGAAGGGAGUUGCAGGUUCACCUCUUAGUGUUUGACAGUCGUCUUCCGAAAACUGCUUAUCCACCCCACGUGGUUUCUUCAGCGUACUGGGCUCAAUUUCUGAAACACUUAACUGAGAAAUUCCUAAGCUUACAGAAAACCUGGUUUACUGUGUUUUUUGCACAUUCCAUGUAACCCUAGCAAAAUGCAGUUCUUUCUGUAUUUUUGUUCUCUUGCCUUUUCCGUUAGAAGAUUUACUUCCUUUUUAUUCCUACAAAGUUUUGAUAUUGCUUAAUUUGACCCAGUGGGGAAUGUACUUUUUGAAUUUUUAGAAUACUUUGACAAUUAAAUAGAAAACAGAGUGGAACCGUUUUUAAUUUGCUUCAUGAGAUACAAAAUGUGUUUUUUGUUUAUUUUUGUUCUCUCUUUUUUUUUUUUUUUUAAGGCCGCAACCCCCCUGCAUAAUGGAUUUUCCCAGGUCAGGGAUUGAAUCUGAGCUGCAGCUCUGGCAAUGCUGGAUCCUUUAACCCACUGCUCUGGACUGGGGAUUGAACCGGUGCCUCUGCAGUGAACUGCUGCAGCCAGGUUCUUAACUUCCUGUGCUACAGCGGGAACUCCUAACUAAAUGUGGUGGGUAUUUUUGGCCAUGGCAUUGCAGUGCAGCCUGAUGUGAGGUCUCAGCUCCCAGACCAGGGACCGAACCCAGGCCACAAUGGUGAAAGUGCUGAGUCCCAACCACUAGAUCACCAGAGAACUCCCAAGAAAGUGUUAGAGUUGAUCUAUACAAUAUAUGUUGGGUUUGUUUGUUUGUUUUUUAAGUGUUUGUUAAAGCAGUAAUAGAAAACCAGAUAGCCUGUCCACGAAUGGUUAUGUAUCUUCACCUUCUCAGAGGCCCUGUACCCACCUGCUCGUGUCAGUGGGGUACCCUCUUGGGGGAUUCCAUACCAAUGACUGUCUAAUGCUCAACCCCUCAAGAAUCUGAAUUUGAGUCCCCAGAUUGUCAGAAACACUUAACUUUUCUGUGUCAAACUACUGGUUAGCUACUGAAGAAUUUUAGAACUCAGGUCUUAAUUCGAAGUGGGGAACAUAGUGAUUCAUGCGACGUUCAGGUGCUGUUAGAAAGAUGGGAACAAUAGUCUGUUGCCGCCUUAUUUUUAUAUGGGAAGGGGGGGGGAUGAAGGAAAAAUGAAAAUGAAGGAAAAAACCAAGAUGAUAGUGCUGGAAAUUAUUUUGGGACUAUACCACUUGAAUAGUACAGUGUCUUAAAAAUUGUCCUUCACCUGUGAACCCUUUUCUUCUCUUUGUUUCCCACCAUACUUUUUGGAACCACCACGAAAUCCAGAUAUGAAAUGACUUUACUGAAAGUUUAGAAGAACUCUGAAAUACUUACUGUUCUACUAUGUGGUGGAUUUAUGUCUAGGAAACAUUAGGUUUUAUUGAAAACCUUUAAUAUAGGCUAUAUCAAAACAAUUCUUUUUAAUAACUUCCUUUAACUCAUUUCCCUCAAUAAUUGCUCUGUGUUAAAACAGAGGAUUAAAAAGGCCAUAGCCCAUCACCAAAAAUACACGGAACGCUUGACAUGUGAAGUCAUUUACAGUUGUGUGUGAUCCAAUUAGGUCGUCAGGUGGUGGAAGCCAGGAAUCUGUCUCCAGGUGAAUGUAGUCUACUUCCCAAGAUUUUACCCAGAGGCAGUGUUGGUCCCUAGGCGGGCAGAGGCCUGCUGAUCUCGCCCCCAGAGAUCCCAACCUCUGCACGAUUCUCAGGUCCCUGUGUGUACCUCCCAUGUAUUAGAGAGAUUUGAGAGAAUUUCUGACAGAACAUCACUCCUGCUUAUGGGAGCAGUCCAGGAGUCCCAUGGAAGAAAGAACAAUACAGGAGUCUUGGCAGCCAUGGUAUUUUUAGUUUCAUCCAGGUGGAUUGGAAAUACAUUUGAAACUUUGAAGGCUAGUAUGUCAUAAAGCUACCGUAGAGUCACUGAAUUACCACUCUUCGUACAAGCGAGGGCUUUCCUAUACUACUGUAGAGUGUACGUGUGCAAUCGGUUGAUGAAUUCAUUUCCCUGGUGUAUAGAAGAGCCAACACGAGCAGCUUGGCAAUCAUUGGGUGCUAUUUUAAUUGUUUGUAGCGAGUGCUAUUUCCUAGAUGGAGCCAGUUAGGUUCGGCUGAUCUACUGAAUAUCAAAUGAUGCCCUUCUUCCCACGUAGACUUUCAGCAAAAGCAGGUACUUGGAAGCCACAGGCUCCCCUUCUGUAUCUACUCAAUAAUUACUAAUGAAGAGACCUCCAUAAGGGAGCACUUGGCUGUUAUCGAUAAUACAUGUACCAAUUGUUAAAUAAUUAGUCGCCAAGCCAUUCAGUGAUGUCUGCAGCAUCACUCUAGAACUGUCUUGUUCUUGUCACUUUUUACUUCCCUCUGGGUGGGGCCAUUCACCCAGUCCUGGAGGCAAGUUAAUCUUUUUCUCCAGUUAGUGACUUUGCCCCAUGGGCGGGUAAGCACUUCCUAGAUUGAGAAAAGCAGCUACAGUAAAUCCUGCUCUGUUUCCCUUAUUUGGUGAUCAUCCAAUCACACAUAAGCUCCUUGUAUUCUCAAUUUCAUGCACUUCUCCCAGAUGCUCUAGAAUUUUCUCUCACUGUUGCCAGUGGAGGUCACCCAGACAGUGAGUUCAUAUCUUAUGGUUUUGUGCAAUCAUCGUAUUGUAGUCCUAAGACUCAUUAUAGUGUAUUUUUGAUAUUUUUGAAAUGUGUUAAAUUUUUUAAUUCAAUAAUAUGAGCCAGAGCAUGUUGCAGCAAAUCUAUUGUUUGUAAAAAAUAACAAUAAUAAAUAAAAUAAAAUGGAGUAUCUUUUUCAUGGCUUUGUUUUAAAAUGGAGAAUACCUGUUAUUUUGUAAGUACUUUAUUUUAGCAUGGAACUGUAAUUUUCUCUAACUUGUAUGUAUGUAGAAUUAGUUUCUUAAUCAAAAGCAACUUUAGGAUUUUACUGCUUUUUCUUGCUUUAGGGGAAGACUGCAAAUAAAAACCACAUUCCAUGACACUAUGAAGCUCUCAGUUAAGGCAAGAGUAAAUAUUUUUGAUCACCUUCUAAGCUGAAAUAGCAAUAAAGAUUUUUUUACAUUAA